UUUUCUCUUUUUCUCUCUCUGGGUCGCUCUCAAAUCCGGGGUUUAUAUCUUCUUUUUUUUUCUCUCUUGCAUUUACUUGCACCACUUUCAACUCAAUUUCAUUCAUUGUUAACCAGUCCAAGAUCCAUCUUCUGAUAAUAUCUCAUCAUGCCUACAAGAUCUUCCUCUCUAGUCUUUGAAAAUUUUGUAGGUGGUUCAUGGGGUUGGUUUACUUUUUGUUGAAAAACUUAAAGAUGCUUCAAUUUUUGGGUACAUGAAGAAGAUCUGUUUCUGGGUUUGUGUGGUUUUUAUCUUUUGAAGUCUAAAGCUUUGAUCUUUUAGUGUUUUUCACACUUUCUUUUUUAUCUUGUUUCAAGAUUCAAAGGAAAUGUUGUUGAAGAUAUUGUUUUUAAGUUCUUGAAGAAUACUUUGAUUCUUCUGUUUUUUUUUUUUGGUAAUGGUGAAAGAUAAGUAAGGAAAGUGUGUAUUUUUAGUAGUUUAUUGUAAGCUCUGAAAUCGAAAGAUACAAGUUGUCUAGUGCCGUUUCAGUUUGGUAAAUUGGUGUUCUCUUUUAGUAUUACCAAGAAAAGGUCACUUCAAGACAUUCUCAUUUUGUUCAGAGCUCCCAAGAGAAUAAUGUUAAAAAAAGUUGAAUUGUUGUGAAGACAAAAGUGAAGAAGAAGCAGAGUAACAGAGCUUGUUUGUUUUUUUUCUUUCAUUAAGGGCAAAGCAUUUAAGUUUUUAAGAUUUAAGAAAAAAAUGGCUUCCUGCAAGGAUGGUAAGUCGGUGGUGUUGGAUAACGGAAAGUAUGUCCGGUAUACACCUGAGCAGGUUGAAGCCCUUGAGAGGCUUUAUCAUGAUUGUCCUAAACCAAGUUCAAUGCGCCGUCAGCAGCUUAUCAGAGAAUGUCCUAUCCUCUCUAACAUUGAACCUAAGCAAAUCAAAGUUUGGUUCCAGAAUCGAAGAUGCAGGGAGAAACAGAGGAAAGAGGCGUCAAGGCUUCAGUCUGUGAAUAGGAAGCUGACGGCAAUGAACAAGCUAUUAAUGGAAGAAAAUGAUAGACUACAGAAGCAAGUUUCUCAACUGGUGUAUGAAAAUGGCUACUUUCGCAGGCAAAGUCACAGUACUCCACUUGCUACGAAAGAUACUAGUUGUGAUUCAGUGGUGACUAGUGGUCAGCACCACUUGACAUCUCAGCAUCCGCCGAGGGAUGCUAGUCCUGCAGGACUUUUGUCCAUUGCAGAAGAAACUUUAACAGAGUUUCUUUCAAAGGCUACUGGAACUGCUGUUGAGUGGGUCCAAAUGCCUGGAAUGAAGCCUGGUCCGGAUUCCAUUGGAAUCAUUGCUAUUUCUCAUGGUUGCACUGGCGUGGCAGCAAGAGCUUGUGGCCUGGUUGGUCUAGAGCCAACGAGGGUCUCCGAAAUCCUUAAGGAUCGACCUUCUUGGUAUCGUGACUGCCGGGUUGUUGAAGUUCUCAAUGUGCUGCCUACUGCCAAUGGUGGAACCAUUGAACUCCUUUACAUGCAGCUUUAUGCACCAACAACGUUGGCACCUGCCCGUGAUUUCUGGCUCUUACGAUAUACAACUGUUAUGGAUGAUGGCAGUCUCGUGGUGUGUGAAAGGUCACUUGGAAAUACUCAAAAUGGUCCAAGUAUGCCACCUGUUCAGAAUUUUGUGAGAGCAGAAAUCCUACCUAGUGGAUACCUGAUUAGACCUUGUGAGGGGGGUGGUUCAAUUAUCCACAUUGUUGAUCAUAUGAAUUUAGAGGCAUGGAGUGUGCCUGAAGUCUUACGCCCACUUUAUGAGUCAUCAGCAGUGCUAGCUCAGAAGACGACAGUGGCUGCACUACGCUACCUCAGGCAGAUUGCACAGGAGGUUUCACAGACUAAUGUUACUAACUGGGGAAGACGACCCGCAGCUCUACGUGCAUUAAGCCAGAGGCUGAGCAGAGGCUUCAAUGAGGCUCUUAAUGGUAUAGCUGAUGAGGGCUGGUCAAUGCUCGAUAGCGAUGGAAUGGAUGAUGUUACCAUCCUUGUGAACUCUUCUCCUGACAAGUUGAUGGGCUUAAACCUUCCUUUUGCAAAUGGAUUUUCACCUAUGAGCAAUGCGGUUAUGUGUGCAAAAGCAUCAAUGCUUCUACAGAAUGUGCCUCCUGCUAUACUUCUCAGGUUCCUACGUGAACAUCGAUCUGAAUGGGCGGACAACAAUAUAGAUGCUUAUGCUGCUGCAGCCAUUAAAGUUGGUCCCUGCAGCUUACCUGGGGCUCGAGUUGGUAACUUCGGGGGUCAAGUGAUACUUCCACUCGCUCACACUGUUGAGCAUGAAGAGUUGCUGGAGGUCAUUAAGUUGGAAGGUCAUUCUCCUGAGGACGCGAUAAUGCCACGAGAUAUGUUUCUAUUGCAACUAUGCAGUGGAAUGGAUGAAAAUGCUGUUGGAACUUGUGCCGAACUCGUGUUUGCUCCUAUUGAUGCCUCUUUUGCUGAUGAUGCACCAUUGCUUCCGUCUGGGUUUCGCAUUAUUUCACUCGAGUCUGGAAAGGAAGCGUCCAGUCCAAAUCGUACCCUUGAUCUUACUUCUGCUCUUGAGACUGGCCCAGCGGAAAACAAAGCAGCCAAUGACCUUCACACUAGUGGUGGCUCAUCAAGAUCUGUCAUGACAAUUGCUUUUCAAUUUGCUUUUGAAAGCCACAUGCAAGAGAGUGUUGCUUCAAUGGCUCGACAGUAUGUCCGAAGCAUUAUUUCAUCUGUUCAAAGAGUUGCAUUAGCACUUUCACCAUCUCAUUUGGGUUCUCAUGGAGGUCUUCGUUUGCCAUUGGGGACUCCUGAAGCACAUACAUUAGCUCGUUGGAUCUGCCAAAGUUACAGGUGCUUUUUGGGUGUGGAGCUUCUCAAAUUGAAUACUGAUCAAGGAAGUGAAUCAAUCCUCAAAAGCCUAUGGCAUCACUCAGAUGCUAUUAUCUGCUGCUCCGCUAAGGCUUUGCCAGUUUUCACAUUUGCAAAUCAGGCUGGUCUUGACAUGCUCGAGACAACCUUGGUUGCACUUCAAGAUAUUACCUUGGAGAAAAUAUUUGAUGAUCAUGGAAAGAAGAACCUCUGCACUGAGUUCCCCCAGAUAAUGCAACAGGGUUUUGCAUGUCUACAAGGGGGAAUUUGCUUGUCAAGCAUGAGCAGACCUAUAUCUUAUGAGAGAGCAGUAGCAUGGAAAGUUAUGAAUGAAGAAGAUACUGCUCAUUGCAUCUGUUUCAUGUUUGUCAACUGGUCAUUUGUCUAAGUUACUGUUCUUUAGAUCUGUUUUAAAGGGAUCAGUACACUAUUACCUAAGAACCCUUAAAUAUUUUCCUUUCAGAAUCAACAUUUUGAACUUGUUGAAAACUUGUUUGUUGUUAAAACUUAUGCUACUCAGUACCUUUAUGCUAUGUCUUUUUUAA
Solanum pennellii is the source of this 3406-nucleotide messenger RNA. Its product is annotated as homeobox-leucine zipper protein ATHB-15. The coding region runs from base 739 to 3249 and encodes 836 amino acids. The transcript is spliced from 18 exons. The record is from RefSeq and is a predicted model, not a curated record. Lineage: Eukaryota; Viridiplantae; Streptophyta; Magnoliopsida; Solanales; Solanaceae. Gene Ontology annotation, molecular function: DNA binding; lipid binding; DNA-binding transcription factor activity.